CAGCAGGACGGCGUCGUGUACACGUCACUCUUUCCUGCAGAAAGCGCGCGAAUAUGUUUUCUGAAACCGGAAACUUGAGCUUUGGGUUUUUCUGGCGAAUUUUAAAGUGUUGUGCUUUGUGAAUCAGGGAUGGACUGAGGGGAGUUCGAGUUGCAGGCACUGAACUGGAGCACUAUAAGUAGGCCCGUUGCAUCGGCAGCAUGGCUCGCAAGAAGGGCACAUGAUGGCGCGCAAUGGCGCCCUUCUGAUCCUGGCCCUGGGCCUCGCCCUUGCCCAAGACAACAAAUGCCCAAGUCUCGCCCUUAACCCUUCAUGCCCUUGCUUCAAUUUCGAAGAUGGGAUUUUCCUGGAAUGUCCCGCUGCCACUGCCAAUUCACUCCGAGCGGUUCUCCAGAUCGUCUCCGGACCCAUCCAAUCACUCAGCAUCUACGACCUGGACCGCACCGUCACCAAACUCUCCUCCGAUUUUUUCCCAGAAGGUUCAAUCAUCAAGCAUUUGCAAAUCUCGCAGAGCCACCUGGAGGAAAUCCAGGACGACUGUCUGACCACUAUCAAGCCCGAGCUGGAGAGUUUGAGUCUGGUCUCGGGCAAGCUGGGGGAAAUCCCCCAGAAGGCGUUCGGGGGGCUGGUGAAGCUGAUCGCGCUUGAUUUGGAGUCGAACGAGAUUAGUGAUUUACCGAGCUAUAGUUUCUACGGGUUGAGGUUGGUCAAGUUGAACUUGAAGGGGAAUCAGAUCGGGAAAGUGUCAGAGUAUGGCUUUGCCGGGCUUGAGGACACGUUAAGUGAGCUGGACUUGGCGGAAAAUAAGUUGGUCAGUUUCCCGAUGACGGCGUUUCGGCGACUGGAACGGUUGAAACUGUUGCGGUUGUCUUGGAAUGAGAUCAGUUUUAUCCCAGACGAUGGGUAUUCGAGACUCGAGUCGUUGCAAUUUUUGGACUUGAGUUCUAAUAAUUUCGAAAAGUUGGGCGAGGAUUGCUUCCGACCGUGUCCGUCCGUCCAGACUUUAUCCCUUUAUUACAAUGUGAUAGAAUCGGUACAUCCCGACACUUUCGUGUCUUUAACCAAGUUGGAAUCACUGGAUUUGAGUCACAACAAGAUCGUUUUCCUGGACGCUUCGACUUUCCAAACCAAUAAAAAGCUGCGUUCGAUUGACUUGAGCCACAACCACGUCCAUUACAUAAGCGGCGUGUUCGCGUUCCUGCCCGACUUGAAGGAACUCUUCCUGUCCGAGAACAACAUCCUGGAGAUCCCUUCGGACGCCUUCAGCGACUCGUCCAACUUAUCGGUGAUUUACUUACAACAGAACGCAAUUCGUCGCAUCGAUCCCGACUCCCUCGCCACCCUCCACAACCUCGCCCAGCUGCACUUGAGUUCGAACUUCGUGCCACACAUUCCUCGCGAUUUGUUCCACCAAAACCACAAUCUCACAUCUUUGAGUCUCGACUCGAACUGGAUAUCGGACUUAGAACCGGGAACUUUCGACAAAACAAUCAGCUUGAGGGAAAUUCGCUUGCACAACAACCGCCUCCAGAGUGUACACCGCGGCGUGUUUGAUCCACUCCCCGCUUUGUUGGAGUUGCAUUUGCAAAACAACGAGAUCGCGACGAUCGACUCGGGGGCCUUCCGCACGCUCCAGAGUCUCCAACAUGUUAAUUUGCAAGGGAAUGUUAUUUCGGAACUCGGGGACGUGUUCAUGCACGAGUCGCCCUCGCUCGUCUCCAUCCAGCUGGACUCGAACAGCAUCACCAGGCUGCACAACGACUCUCUGCGGGGCCAGUCCAGCGUCCAGAUCAUGUGGCUGGGGCACAACAGGCUCAGGAGACUGGACAGUGCGCUGUUUCGGGACCUCCUCCUGAUACAAAGGGUGUAUCUGACCAACAACAGCAUCGCUUUUAUUGAAGACCACGCGUUCGAACCGAUGCAAGCGCUGAAGUUCCUCGACCUGGGGCUGAACCAGCUCAAGGAGAUCACGACGCGCACGUUUGCGGAGUUGCACGAACUCGAGGAGUUGUUUCUACCGCACAACAACAUCGCAAGCAUCGAGCCGCGGGCGCUCACCAACUUGAAGAAGUUGCGAGUGCUGGACCUGUCCUUCAACCACUUGACGCGACUCCACGAUGAUAUUUUCCAAGAGGGGUUGCCGAUCCGGGUUUUGAACUUGAUGAACUGCUCGAUCGGGGAAAUAGAACAGGGGGCUUUCCGCGGUCUGAAUAAUUUGAACGAGUUGAAUUUGAAUUCGAAUCAGUUGACUUCGCGCGAUUUAAACCAUUUGGACAUUCCCGGCUUGAGGGUUUUGAAAGUGUCGAACAAUAAUUUCAGUGAUUUGUUCGCGGAGGCGCUCAACGGUUUGCCCUCGCUGCAGGUGAUACAGCUGGAGGGUUGCGCGGUGGUGAAGCUCCCCAAAGAAAUUUUUCUGAAGAACAAAAACCUGCUUAAAAUCGAUUUGAGUCACAACUUCGUCGCCGAACUCCCGCAUGGCAUUUUUCUCAAUCUGAAUGUCUUCAAGGAAUUGAAAUUGAGCUCGAAUGCGUUUAAGGAGCUCCCAUAUACGGCGCUGCUGAAUAUAUCAACAAUGGAAAUCCUCUCUCUAUCUUUUAACCAAAUGACCUCGGUGGAUAUCUCGCGACUGAACGGUUUGCCAAACUUGAAAGAGCUAGAUUUGAGGAACAACCAGAUCUCCUCAUUGUCGGGCUUUGCGUCGUCGAAUCUGACCCAAGUCCUGAGUGUGGACUUGAGUGGCAACUCUUUAUCGGCCUUGCCGGCCAACUUCUUCCACCAUUCGCCGCUAAUGCGUCGGAUGGACUUAUCAAACAACCGGUUUCGCCAAAUCCCCAACUCGGCGCUCUCCGAGAACACGCUCCCGGGCCUGGCUUGGUUGAACCUAACCGGGAACCCCCUGGUCCGCAUCCACGACAUCGCAUCCUCCCACCGGUACCCCUCGCUGGAGGAAAUCCACAUCAGCCACACCAACCUGACCAUCGUAACGAGCAAAGACUUCGAGAAUUUCCCCGAUUUGUUGCACGUUUACUUGGGUUUUAACCGGAUUUCGCGCAUAUCUCCGGGCGCGUUCGGCAGUUUGCCCCACUUGUUGACCCUCGACCUGGGGGUCAACGAGUUGGAGCUGCUGCCCCAGGAGCGGCUGCAAGGUCUCAACCAUCUGCGGAUCCUCAAUCUGACGCACAACCGCCUCAAGGACCUUGAGGAGUUUCCGACCGAUUUGAGGUCGUUGCAAGUGCUGGAUAUCUCGUUCAAUCAGAUCGGACGGAUAAGCAAAGUGACGUUCCAGCAUCUGGAGAACUUGGCCGAGUUGUUUCUGUACGGGAAUUGGAUCACGUCGGUGUCUAAUGAGGCUUUCAGGCCGUUGAAAAAAUUGCGAACUUUGGAUUUGAGUCGGAACUAUCUCGAAAAUAUCCCUUUGAAUGCUUUCAGACCGCUUGAAACACAAAUAAGAAGUUUACGGACGGAAGAGAACCCGCUGUCGUGUAGCUGCGACUCGCAGGAGCUGUGGGAGUGGCUCAGGGAUCACCAGAAGCUUGUCGAGAGGACGAAUACGCUGGAAUUACGCUGUGAACAUCCGCCUGAACUGAGAGGAAGAGUUUUCCUGGAGCUGGACCCGGAGCAAUUUUGCGAUCAGCCGCUAGUUGUCAAACUGGGGAUACAAGACAUACAGCCGUUUUCGGUGCUGGUGUCGUGGCAGAGCCGGAAUCACUCCGGUUUACACGGAUAUCAAGUCGUUUACUACUCCAUCGACAUGGUGGAUGAGAUCCGCGGGCGCCUCCUGGACCGCUCCUCCCGCUCGAUGAAGCUGUCCAAGCUGUACCCCGGCACCCGUUACCUCAUCUGCGUCCUAGCCCUGGGCAACUGGGCCCACCGUCGCGAGACGGCGGAAUCCCGGCUCGCCCGCCGUCCCGACAACACCUCCCAGCAGCUGGAGGUCUUCAGCGACUCCAUGCUGCCGCUGCUCGUCGACUCGCCCACCAGCAAGUGCGCCGAGGUGAGCACGCUGCUGGCCCCCGACAGCGUGCACGUGGGGCUGGGGGGCGGCGAGCACAGCGUCCAGUCCAUCCUCACGCGGCGGCUGGGGCUCAUCAUCGGCUGCUGCAUGGGGUUCGUGGUGUUCAUCGUCCUCGUGUCGGUGCUGGGGUACCUCAAGGUGAAGAAGCAGCGCCAGGCGAUCAAGAGGGACCAGCCCAUUCCGCCGGAGUAUAUCUCCUACAGACACUUCUCGAUCCAGAGCGGCGAAGCGGGGCAUGGGGGGCACCCGCACUUUAUUACCAACAUGAACACGACGCAGAUUAACUAAUCAUAUCAGUGGUUCGGACGCUCGGAGAGUGGUAGUGAUAAUCAGGAUAAUGGGGAGGUUCUUCCGGGGUUUUAGAGUGGACUGGGGUGAGAGAAUCGACAGUUCUUGCAGUUUUUAAGACAAGGAUUUUUGUAAAAUAAACGUGGAUGGAAAUGUUGAAUUGUUGAAUUGGGCGGUUUUUUGCCUCAAAUACAUUUUCCCUCGAGCAUCAUCCCGGCGAUAACUAACCAGAAACACAGCCCAAAUAAAUUUUUUAGUAACAAAUCAUCUUUUUUAUUAUCUGUGAAAGCCCUCAUUUCCCGUAACAGAAAGGCUUUAUUUACCGUAAAAACGUUAUUACUUCCCUAAUUUUUAUUUAAAUGACUUGUGAGAUUAGCGCCGGUGUUUGAGCACAAAAUGUCGCAAUUGUUACUGUUAUUGCAAUUUUUUAUUGUUAAUUUCUCUGGCGGGUGUGGGCAAUGAAGCGGCGAAAAUUGCAAGGACUGGCGCCCGAUUUCCUAGUGACAAAGUUGCAUGAACUUUAACAAUGUUCUAGUCAAAAAUCACAUAAACAUUUUUAUAGUACGUUAAAAUUGUGUUAAUUUUUGUAAAUAUUUAGACUAAAAUAAAUUGUAUUUAAAA
Tribolium castaneum (red flour beetle) is the source of this 4924-nucleotide messenger RNA. RefSeq lists its product as uncharacterized. The coding region runs from base 221 to 4303 and encodes 1360 amino acids. The record is from RefSeq and is a predicted model, not a curated record. The transcript is spliced from 5 exons. Gene Ontology annotation, molecular function: protein binding. NCBI's taxonomy places the organism in Eukaryota, Metazoa, Arthropoda, Insecta, Coleoptera, Tenebrionidae.